UUCGCGGAGGAAAUACGAAAUUAUACGGGAGACAGUGCGCGUGUUUUUUUUUGUUUACGAAAAACGCGCGCGAAAUUUCGUAUAUUCGAAUUUUGUUUUGCGGGCGCGAUCGAUGACGUAGGACCGAAUGAUAGCUCGCAAUUUAUCGGGAAUGUCGUGAAAGGGGUUGAGCGGAUUUAGAAAAAAAAAAUGGAAACGGUGGACAAGGAAGACGCGUGGUUUUUGUUGUGAUGCGAUUGAAUCGAUCAAGAUGCGUCUAGGAAGCGUGUUGUUGGGGGCUACGACUGUCAUCGCAUUCAUCAACGUGUGUGUGGCCCAGCGAACAGAGGACCGCAAUCAGAAAAUCAAACGGAAAUACCCACUUAAGGUGCACAAUAUGUACCAAAGUCAAAUUGCCAACAAGACACGCGAAAAGUCGAUCGGCGAAUGGUCUGCUUGGAGCGACUGGAGUCUAUGUUCGAGGAGCUGUGGAGGCGGAAUAACUCAGCAAACGAGGCACUGCAUCAGCAGGCUUGCGGAUUCACGGUUCUUCAAACGGCAACGUCGAAGACGGCAAAACUUAAAGCCCUCUAAUGGAUGCAUAGGACUGUAUAAGAGGAUUCACCUUUGUAACACCCAGGACUGCCCAGUCGAACGUGAUUUUCGAUACGAACAAUGCUCUGCGUUCAACGUUCGGCCCUUCAAAGGCAAAACCUAUCAGUGGGAGCCGUUUUAUCAAGCCCAAGCGGAAUGUACCCUUAACUGCCGACCGGUUGGAAUGAGCUUCUAUGCGACCCUCAAUAAGACGGUAAUAGACGGCACCCCGUGUUUUCACCCCGUAACAUCGACUGGCAAAGCCGCCCCCAAGGGCACCAAGGGAGUGUGCAUCGACGGUUAUUGCAAGAGCGUGAACGCGCAAGGCGUAGUGGGCGGCAGCCCGGAAAACAACCAGGAAGAAUGUCCGGCUUGCCUCAAGGGAAUCUGUCAGACCGUCAAUGGUCUCUACAUGCGCCCGGACUUGCCGUCCGAUUACACGAUGGUAGCCCAACUUCCGGAAGGUGCCUGCGGAGUCCUCGUUCAGCAGCUGAAGCACACCAUGAACUAUCUCGCCCUGAAGUACGCCAAUGGAUCGUACCUAUUGAACGGUGAUAGGAAACUGGGCAGUAGUAGGCAUUUCCACGCGGCGGGCACGAGAUUCUCCUACAUCCACCAAGACGAUGGCUCUUUGGAGACAAUCAAGGCUUCGGGACCUUUGAACCACGCCAUCGACAUUAUGGUCGUUAACAACCAAGCGAAUCCUGGGAUUAAAUACGCCUACUCGAUACCGGUGGAUAACAACGUACCGAUGAUAGCACCGCCGCUGAUAAAACGUCCGGAUCCGCAGGCGCUGGAUUCCCGAAAACCGGAUCCGAUUUGGAUAAACAAUUCGACUUUCAAUAACCCCAGGGACGAACCCAGGGCACCGAUCGUAACCAGGAGGACGCGGUUGAGAAGGAAGUAUUUCCAUUGGAAGAUCACGGGACUGACACCUUGCACCAAGUCCUGCGGAGGAGGAACUCAGUCCUAUACGAGAGCAUGCUAUCGACAGAUAAACUCUCAGCACCAGAUCCCCGUACACGAGAGGAGAUGCGCUCAUCUCGAUCCCCCCUCCCUGGCUCCAAUCCAAUGUAACGUGGAUCCGUGUCCCGCCGCAUGGGGAGGUUUCUGGGGUACAUGCAGCGUCACGUGCGGUGAGGGGGUGCAACAAUUUGUACCACAAUGUCUGCAGAGCGUUAACGAAAAAUCGAUUGUGGUAAAUGACGUCCUGUGUCAAACACCGAAGCCUAUCGGUCAGACGAGGAGGUGCCAGGAGCGGGAGUGUGACUUUUACAGGACCAUCACCAACAACGAAUUGCCCGACGUCAAAAGCGCAAAGCCGGAGUGGACUGUGGGAUCUUGGUCGCCGUGUUCCGUGACAUGCGGUACCGGUCACAGAACCAGAUCGGUGAUUUGCCCUUCCGGCCUGUGCCAUCCCGAAGACAGACCUAUGCACGCGGAAUAUUGUAACAUGGGGUCGUGUGACGAAAGCAACAGAACUCCUAAAACUACCCCGCCCACGGCUACGGGACGUCACCGUAGCGGUCACAAUCGCACCGACUCGUUGUCGGCCUGGUUAGUGACGGAAUGGUCGCUCUGUUCGGAACAAUGUGGAACAGGUACCCAGUCUCGACAAGCUCUAUGCGACAGCGGUUCCUGCGAUUCGGACUCCAAACCCGAGACCGCCCGAGCUUGUUCGAGCGAGAAGCACUGCGACGCGAAGUGGUUCGCCGGUCCGUGGGGGGAAUGUGGGGACACGUGCAGCGGCCCAGCCAAACAGACGAGGGAAGUGUUGUGCGUUGCGAAAAUCAGGGGGGUGGCUCAUAUAACCAACGAAAUGACGUGCCCGAUGGCCCUCAAACCUCCAGAGGAGCAACCUUGCAGAGGGGCGUGUCCGGCGCAGUGGUUCGUAGGCGAGUGGGGAGGAUGUGAAGGUCAAUGCCCUUCGGGAGUGCAGAGACGGCGAGUGAGAUGCUUGGACGGGGAGAAAAGAGAUUCGAGUGAUUGCGUGGAGGAUAGGAUGCCGGUGACGAAGAGGGCGUGCGCAUGCGACGAGCCUCAGAAGGAUCAGACGCGAGACAGCUACAAACCGGUUCAGGACCAGCCGAUAGAUCAGUCGUGCGUGGACAGAAUCCCCAAAUGUCGUCUCGCCGUACAGGCUAGGCUGUGCCACUACCCCUACUAUACCAAAAACUGUUGCGAUUCCUGCAAGAAGUCGCAGCAGGAUUUUUUCGAAUGAUCUUCCCGAGGUGACUGUUCGGAUCCCAAGGACCGGUUUAAGCCGGUAGUGACGCAAUGACGAGAACGACUGAUAGUUUAGUGAUCGAUUAACGCUGAAGCAUUUUAUUUAAAACGUACGUGGUUUCUUAUCCCGCGCGGGGAUGCGAAUCUUGGAUGUUCCGUUACCAAUUUGGUCAAAGAAGUAAAAUAUUAGGCGCGUCCGGUCUCCCCAGAGUUAUAAAAGAGUAAUAGUAUAAUUGCCCGUUGAAGUCAACUGAACCCUUAAUAAUUAAUGUCCACUGCGUAUUGGUGGUAAUAUACGAGGGUUGCCUUUUAAGAUUUUACAAAAAGUGAAACUGAAAUGAACAGGUUCGAAACAAAGUAUUUCAUUGAUUUUCCUAUUCUAUCUAUUCUGUAAACACUUUUUCCACUCUGAAGCUAAUAUCACAAAAACAUGGUCUUGAAAAGCCUCAACAGUUUCUGAAGUUGAUGGAAAUGACUAUCCGCGCUUCUUUGGUUUGGCAUUGAGAACAAGAAACAGUCAUUAGGCGAUAAAUCCGGUUUUUGGUUCUUUGAUCAUAUAAAAAAAAAAUUCAACGUAACCAUUUUUGCACAACCUUGCUUCUUCUUUACUCAGUCAAUUUCUAAACUGCCAUUGGCCUCGCAAUAACAAACAUCAAUCUUCACAAAUACGGUGGCGUCACAACCCAUUAACGCCACCUAUUGUUCGAUUGUAAAAACUUAAAAGGCAACCCUCGUAUUUACAUUAAUCUGCAUAUCUUUUACACGAGCUAUAUUAGCAUUGGAGUCAUAUUUUCGAUAUUUUAUUACUCACUUAUAACUCGGGGGCGACUAUACAUCGCAAACUGGUUUUGUUUGGUUUAUUAGGCAAACAGGUGUUCAAACAUAGCCUGCAAAUAUUUCUUUCGAAACAGGAUAGUCCAUAAUUCCGAAUUGUUUGUAAAAUUCCUACGCAUGCAUUUAUAAUAGAGCAUCGAACAACUCUCUCCGAUUAUUUUUCAACACCCUCCCUAAUAAGCUGCAAGCACUUAUUAAUUAAACCUUAAUUUAUUUGUAAUAAUUAUGACGACCAUCAUAACCGUCAAGAUAUAGCACUUAGCAGUGGCGACUUAACUAAUCUAAUGUAAGGAGUAGUGAAGUAGGGUCUUCCGCCGAUUUUCAAAUCUGGAAAAGUAUUUCCGAAAUCUCUCGUCACAAAAAUGACCAAUACUCGACGCGAUAUCGCCGCACAUCAAAAACGUUCUUUAAAAUGUAACGAAAAUUAUUGCUGAUUAAUUUUUAUGAAUGUCUGUGAUUGUUCCCUCGAUAGGCCUAUGAGAAGCGAACGGUAGUUUUUUUUAAGCUCUAACCCCGCUUUAACCAUAAGCACUGCCAAAAUUUAGAAUUAUUUAAUUAAAGUUUCGGAAAGGUAGUUACUUACGCGUGAAUCUGUUUAUAUUAUUGUUCUAGAUAUUUAUGGUAAAUUUAUAUUACGAAAAACACGGAAAAUGAGUAUUAUAUUAUUAGAAUGUACGGUAUGUAUUUAUAUAUAAAAAAAAAUCGAAAUAAAAUGUGAA
Cylas formicarius (sweet potato weevil) is the source of this 4352-nucleotide messenger RNA. Its product is annotated as thrombospondin type-1 domain-containing protein 4. The record is from RefSeq and is a predicted model, not a curated record. Bases 251 to 2794 code for a protein of 847 amino acids. The transcript is spliced from 14 exons. Gene Ontology annotation, biological process: extracellular matrix organization. NCBI's taxonomy places the organism in Eukaryota, Metazoa, Arthropoda, Insecta, Coleoptera, Brentidae.